Messenger RNA from Moneuplotes crassus, 1875 nucleotides. Lineage: Eukaryota; Ciliophora; Spirotrichea; Euplotida; Euplotidae. The record is from the annotation of a GenBank genome assembly.
UAGAAAAUGGAUUUUGAUCGUAUUAGGAAAAAGAUACAGCACUUUAAGAAAAUGGUUCAGAAGGAAUGAGAUUAUGAAACUCCACCUCUCUCAGAGUCAGGAUAUCCUCUUAGAAUCAGCCAAUUUUGCCAGAAAGAAGAUUUACAACUAGUCAAAGUAGAGGGAGACACGCAUUAUGUUUACAAGGUUAUGGCAAUUUUGAUGGAGAACUCACAGGAAGGUUACAAAAAGUAUGCUCAAAACUUAAUAUCCUUCAUGAUUGCGAACAAGACUAAACUUCAGACUCUGCUUAAAAGCUUGGACAUCGAACUCGGAUUUGACCAAUAUAUCAAGAUGUUACAAGAGGAUUCUAUCCACCCAGAGCAGGAGUUCAUCUUCUUACUCGCUGCCUGUGAGAUUGAUGCCUGACGAGUCAUUUAUGAUAAGGGUAAUGGGCUAAGUUACAAGUCAAUCAAGCUUAACGAACUCCACAGUAUGACACCUUUUGAAGAUUUUGAGGAGUAUAAAUAAAGUUUCUAUUUAUAUCUGCAAUCGCCAGAUCAUUCCACUUAUCUCUAAUGAUGACUCGAAUACAAGUGAUUCGCAGUCUUCAGAAGAACUAUUCAAUGAUAACGACAUUAAAAGAAUGAACGCAGUUCACAAAAUAACGACUGAUUCAGAUUCCUUUAUGAAUAAGAAAAAGCAUCAGUUUGGUAAAAGUGCUUCGAUGGCGAUUGACCCUUCCUCUGAGAUGGCUCAGUUCAAUAAUAAUUCAACUAACCAGCAUCGAAAUUCGGAUGCACUUUCUAGUUAUUCUCAAGGCAUGCUUUGGCCGAAUAACAAUCAUCUGAAAGCAGAAGCUAUGACUGAGCUCUCCUUGACGCCUGGCAAGAAGAGAAGCUCUCAGCAGAAGAGGAAUAAUUUCAAGAAUAGUGCUAGUUAUAAUGGGAUAUCCCUAUAUCAACCACCUCCUGGGAUGAAUGCAACUGGUACUAACAUUCCGAGAAAUGUCUUGCUGCCAUAUAAUAUUUUCCAGCCUGCUUAUAUGACUCCAGCACAGAUAAAUAACCAGUUCCUGAGUGAGAAGAAUGCUUCUGGGUAUACUGCUAAUAUGAAGAGAAAAAUGAUGAAAUCUAAAUAAAUCCUUCAGGAUGUCCACUACGAGUGAUCCAUUCAAGCCUAAGAAUUUUGUUCGUAGCUACUCAGCCAUGACACAGCCAUCAAAUGCGAUUAAUAAUUCUAGAAAACUCAAAGAAGAGGAGAAGAAGUUAAACACCAGUAAGAAAAGGUUAAAGCAAAGCCAAAAAUCAAUGCACACUCUGAUAGGUAAGAUCAAGGUAGAGAAAGCAGACCAGAUUAGAGCUAGAUCUACCUCCCAUGAGAAAGAUCAGCUUGUGGAUAAAGAUGGAGCGAAAAAAAAUGAGACAGCUCGUAGUGUGAUUGAAAAAUCCAAUGAAAGUUCCAAUUCUGCUGAGAAUAAAAAGAAAAUUCAUAAAGAAACCACAGGGUCGGCUAGAAAUCAUAGUGAGAGGCAGUCAGAAGCUGAAGAAGUUAAAUCUGAGAUAGUAUGUGAAGAGAUGCACUUUAAUACAGGAGAGAUAAAGUUCUAUAACCAGAAAUCAAAGUAUGGAUUUAUACAGCCAACUGACAGUGGGCAAGACAUUUUCUUUCAUUAUGAGGAUAUUAAGCACACUAAGACUCCCAGGAAAUGGCUGAAGAAUGCAGAUAAGGAGUUCUUAUUUAAAGUCAGCUAUCAAGUGAAGAAAUAUGAAGGAAAGGAGAAGGAUAGUGUGAAAGCUGUUAAUAUAAAAGUAGAUUCUGUCACAAGACGAUCCUAAAUCAACUUAAAAAAAUCUCUCAAGAACCUAAUUUACUACUAAGUACACAAAAUCUCAA